Messenger RNA from Phytophthora sojae, 1083 nucleotides. RefSeq lists its product as hypothetical. The record is from RefSeq and is a predicted model, not a curated record. The coding region runs from base 1 to 1083 and encodes 360 amino acids. Lineage: Eukaryota; Oomycota; Peronosporomycetes; Peronosporales; Peronosporaceae. The transcript has a single exon.
AUGAUCUCUAACUCACAUGUGUAUACACCACCGGCAGCUUCCGGCAGCUCCGUCAGCGCCGCUAGAUCCGUCUUCGCCGCCAGCACGUCGCAGUGCUCGUCCGUCGAGACGUGCUACGAGGGCGGCGCGUCCUCCACUCCAUGCACCGUGUCCACUGGCGGCUGCCCGCCCUGCAUCACCUUCUCGGACGACGGCUGCUACGUCAAGGUGGAUGGCUCCUGCCCCUUCGGCGUGGACUGCUCGUCCGUCUGGGGAUCGUCCACCACCACGUCGAGCGGCAGCUCCACGUCGUCCACGACCUCUACCACCACGAGCUCCGGCAGCACGACGAGCGGCACCACCACGACGUCCAGCACGACGUCGGAUACCGACACGACCGGCACUGCCGGCACGUCGUCCACCUCGGGUACCGGCACUACCGGCACUGCCGGCACUUCGUCCGGCUCCACGACAUCCAGCGCGUCCGGCAGUUCCGGCACCUCCGCCGGUGACUCGAGCAGCUCCGGCUCGGACAUGAGCGUCGUGUUCGCCAUCAUCGGCGCCGCUAUCGGCGUCAUCGCUGUUGCCGUCAUUUUCCUAACGCUCGUUCGACGCUCCAAGGCCGCGCACGAGGACGAGGACGACGACAUGGCCAACACGCCGCCGGCCUUCGCCAAGAACCCGGUGGUGCAGGCGCCGCACAGCACCACGGGCGCCACGACGUACGCCAGCUACGGCGGCGCCAACCGGCCUGCCGGCAUGGGUUCCGGCACUGGCGGCGAGAUCGGUCUGGACAUGAGCAAGAGCGGCGGUGUGUCCAUGAACGCCGUGAGCUACUACAACCAGCAGCCGCCGCAGAACUCGGCCGCGCCGUCGCCGCGCGUGGCCGGCCGCGCCAUCCCGUCGCAGCCUGUCGGUGGCAUGGGCCGGUCGCACGGCAGCAACCCGAACUUCGCCGCGUCGGGAGGGUUCGGCGUCACGAGCGGCCUGGGCGCGUCGGGUGUCGGCAUGGCGAGUCAGGCACCGCCGGCACAGAUGCAGCACAUGCCCAUGGGCGGCGUGGCGCCGUCCCCGCACACGCGGAGAGAGUCGUACGAGUUCUAA